Messenger RNA from Paramecium pentaurelia, 1533 nucleotides. The record is from the annotation of a GenBank genome assembly. NCBI's taxonomy places the organism in Eukaryota, Ciliophora, Oligohymenophorea, Peniculida, Parameciidae.
AAUGAUGAUGAGGAUUAAUAAAACCUUUAGAAAAUUAGACAUUUUUGGAUAAUAAAUUAGACUAAAAGCAUCUGGCUCUUCUCUUUAUUAAACUCACAUUGGAGCAUUUAUGACUUUAUUAUUGUUUAGCGUCCUUAUUUAUUCAGGUAGUUUAUUUAUUCUUGAAAUAAACAAAGGAAAAAAUGCUAACUUUAACUCUUAAGAUGCUGUCAUUCAAAAUAAUGAAGUAAUUUCUUGUCAAUUAUAGGGUUUAGGGUUUCAGCUUUAAUUCUACUGAACUGAUAUUUUCAGCAGGAUUGCUUGAUAUUCUGGGUCAACCCAUUCCCAAUGAGGGCAACAGAAUUUUUAAGAUUGGAUUUUAUGUGUGUAAUAAAUCAUUAAAUGAUACAGAAUGUAUUGUUAUACCGGGAACAAUUUGCGGAGAUAGAAUUCGUGCAACUUCAAAAGUAAUAAUAAAUAAUCAUCAACUUAGUAAUUAAAUAUUCCAUAAGCUUAUGAAAAUAUUACUUAUUGUAUGAGUGAUGAGUACAUCAAAGAGAAUCCAGAAAUAAGAAUUUAAGGAUCAAAUCGUUAUGAUAAUUUUACUUUAUUGGGAGCAUUAAUUGAAAGAUGUUCAAAUACCACUGAUAUUUAGAGUAAGAUAUUUUCAUAGUUUUAGAUUGCGCAUCAAAUGAAGAAAUCGAUAAAUAUACAGCAAAUUCCAACCUUUAUUAUUCCUAUUCUUUUCAUCAACUUAAUAAAGAAUCAGAUGAUUCACCAUAUUAAAAAACUGAAAAUAUUGAUCUGACAUCACUUUAUCACAAAGUUGGGAAAUACAUCAAAAUUUAUUUUCAAUACUCUUAAAGUUACCUUGAAUACAAUCCCUUCUAUUUUUUUCCUAGAUAAGUGUAUCAUGAGGGGGUUGAAUACUAAAAGACAGUUAUUGAUAGUGUGCUUUAUUUUUAAGAUGCCACUACAUUAGCUAGAAUUGAAGUACAUCUGGAUGCAAAGAAAAAAGUAUGCUUUAUCACAUAUUAAACCUUAAUGGAUGUUGUUGCUAAGUUAGGUGGGUUGUUUACAAUUAUAAAGGCUUUAUUGAAUUUUUUACUUUAACCUAUCUAGUCAAUUCUAUAUAAACUAUUUUUGAUAAGAUUUUUUAUAAACCAUCAGAAGAAAGGAGAUAGUAAGGAUGUAUUAUUGAGGGAUUCGAAACUGAAAGAUAUUUGUAUCGAAAAGCUUAUUACUUCUUCGACUAUGAGAACAUUUUUUUAUUAAUAAUCUAAAUUAAUUAAUAAAUAUUUAGAUGUAAGAUAGAUAUUAAUAAAUCCAAUUCAAUUUACAUAAAAAAUAGAGGAUUUACAGGAUUCGAUUAAUAAAAUUGAUAUGUUAAGUUCUAGAUAAAUUAAACUAAUUAGCAGGCACGAAGUUGAUGAAUUAUUAGUCUAAAAAAAUAAUGAAGAAUUUAUCAAUAGCUAUGGAAGUAUUAAUUCAGAAAACAAGAUAGGAAAUUAGGAUUAUUAUGUCAUUCCAAAAUUAAAAGUGUAGAUGUGUUGA